Molecule: messenger RNA, 6418 nt
Organism: Coregonus clupeaformis (lake whitefish)
Lineage: Eukaryota; Metazoa; Chordata; Actinopteri; Salmoniformes; Salmonidae
Product: SUMO-specific isopeptidase USPL1
Exons: 9
Coding region: 274-5415 (1713 amino acids)
Biological process (GO): protein desumoylation; Cajal body organization
Cellular component (GO): Cajal body
Molecular function (GO): SUMO binding
Source: RefSeq, a predicted model, not a curated record
CCUAACCGGAAACAGAACGUUUCGACCACGAAAGAGGGUUACGCAUGGAAACACACACCACCGGCAGGAGUUAAUGAAUGAAAUGAUUUCAGAUGGAUUAUUGUGAUCAUAUUCGUCUCUAAAAUUGGAUAGAGUAUGCUCUUUAGCAUGCCCUUCAUGCGGAGGUGGUGAGCCUGGUUGGUCACAGUGUUAUGGUAAUGUAUAGUGAAUGGCGCCGGACACAGACAGCACUGGACACAACAACGACAACGAGGAAAAGCAGAUUUGCCUGUGAUGAGUUGCGAAGGCAUUGGUUUGGGGGCCCAGGGCCCACUUGCAGGGUAUUGGGAAAAUAUCCAGGAGCGCUCAGCCUCGUUGGAGACCUGUCCAUGGUGUGCUGCUAAGGGACAGACUCGGGCCCUUCGUUCCUACAGGAUCAACGUCCAGGAAUUCGUCACCCUCUGCACUGACCCACAGUGCCUGUUUCCCUUGGUCUCCAGGCCUUUGGAGGAUGUCCUGGCCAGCCUCGUACCCCCUCUAGCCCAACCACAGACGGGGAGCAAGAGGAAGAGCCCCUGCGGGUUGGAGAAUGGACACCCUGUACCUUCCCGCAAACGUGCACAAUCAGAGGAGGCCGUAUCACAGAAUGGGAUUCACCCAGUCAUCAGGAUCACCACCACCAAACUCAAUGGGGAAGACUGCUCUAAUAGGACGAAGCACACAACGCCAGUACAGAAGGAGAUAAUCAGCCAAUCAGAACCCACAGACAUGGAGGAGGUGGAUAGAACCCUCAACUAUCCACUUCCUGAGAGGGGAGGGGCCAAUGGAUACCACAAGGAUUCCGAUUGGCCGAUCCCAGAGGAAAUGGACCAGAAAGUACUAGAAGAGGGAGAAGAUAGUGUCUUUCUCCCAGAGGAGGGUACACCUACCUUAGACAAGGGUUUGCCUCUCCCAGAGAAGACUGUACCUACGUCACAAAGGGCAGUGUCUGUUGUAGACACUGAGCCUGCACCAACGGAUGUUACGGUUAUCUCUCCCUUAGCGGAGGCUGUAUUUGCCCUAGAGAAGACUUUAUCUGUCCCUCAGGUAGCCGUUUCUGCCCCAGAUAAGAUUUCACCUCCCUUACAUGUGGCUGUUUCUGCCUCAAAGAAGGAUGUGGCUGCCCCAGAGAAAGCCUUGGCUCCACGGGUAACUGCCCCAGAGAAAGCCUUGACUCCACGGGUAACUGCCCCAGAGAAAGCCUUGACUCCACGGGUAACUGCCCCAGAGAAAGCCUUGACUCCACUGGUAACUGCCCCAGAGAAAGCCUUGAUUCCACUGGUAACUGCCCCAGAGAAAGCCUUGGCUCCACGGGUAACUGCCCCAGAGAAAGCCUUGACUCCACGGGUAACUGCCCCAGAGAAAGCCUUGACUCCACUGGUAACUGCCCCAGAGAAAGCCUUGACUCCACUGGUAACUGCCCCAGAGAAAGCCUUGGCUCCACGGGUAACUGCCCCAGAGAAAGCCUUGACUCCACGGGUAACUGCCCCAGAGAAAGCCUUGACUCCACGGGUAACUGCCCCAGAGAAAGCCUUGACUCCACGGGUAACUGCCCCAGAGAGAGCCUUGACUCCAUGGGUAACUGCCCCAGAGAAAGCCUUGACUCCACGGGUAACUGCCCCAGAGAGAGCCUUGACUCCACGGGUAACUGCCCCAGAGAAAGCCUUGGCUCCACGGGUAACUGCCCCAGAGAAAGCCUUGACUCCACGGGUAACUGCCCCUACUUUACAUGACACAGUCUCUCUCCUAGAGGCUCUGACUGCCCCAGGGGAAGCUACACCAGCACAUCAGAAGGUUAACCCUCCCUUACAAAGGACUGUGUCUGCACCAGAGAAGGUUGUGUCUGCACCAGUCAUGUCUGUGUCUGCCUUGCAGGAGGCUGUGUCUCUGCUAGAGGAGACUCUACCUGCCCCAGGGGAGGCUGUCCCUACCAUGGAGGCUGUCCCUACCAUGGAGGCUGUCCCUACCAUGGAGGCUGUCCCUACCAUGGAGGCUGUGCCUCUACCUGCCAUGGUUGAGCUUGUCCCUGCUUUAGAGGAAGAUGAGUACGGAGAGGAGGAUCUGCCUGUCUUUGACGAGGAAGAGAAGAUUGAGGAGGAAGAGUGCCCCCCAGAGGGGGUGUGUAGACCCUGCAGUGUGGAAGAGUGCCCCCCAGAGGGGGUGUGUAGACCCUGCAGUGUGGACCUCAGUCAGAGCAAAGUACCUGAUGAAGGUCAUGUUGCGAGUGAUGAAGAUGAUUGUCCUAUCAGACCUAGAAGAAGAGCUCAGAACGCCCGGCAACUAAGCAGCGAGGACGAGGAACAGGAAGGAAGCGUCAAAGAGGAAGUCCUGACACCGCCGCCGAAAAAGAAAAGGGGCCGGCCGAGAAAGACUCCUACUAUUAAAUACACGCAGGAAGUGUUGCCCGACUUUGACCCGGAAGUGAUCUCGACGGGGGAGUUGGUCCCAGUUCCCGGGCCUCACCUGUUCUGGAGGAACGAGAACAGUCUGUGUUGGCUGGACACGUUGCUGGUAGCGCUGGUCCACUGUCGCACCCUGAGGGACAGACGACCCACCAAGAGGCCCGCCGUAGGUCAACCUGUCUGGGACCUGUGUGAGAGAUACGACCGGGCCUGUGGUCUCAUCACAGCCCACCAACACAAUGGCGCAGACGGUGUGGUCAGAGUGCCCUCUGCGGUGUCACAGAGGGUCCGGACUGAGAUGCAGACCGUCAGGAUGUCCGUCUUUAAACUGCUGGAGCCCCUACUGAAAUGUAAACUGGGUCAGAAUGAGACGCCGGUGAUCGCCCUGCCUCUCCUCCUCAGGGCUGACUCCUGGGCCGAGCCUCUCUUCCAGCAGGCAUAUGAGUGGCAGUUUGAGUGCAUCUCAACAACCUGCCAGCAUGCCACCAACACCAAAUGUAAGAAGACCCUCACCACUUUCACCAAGGUGGUUUCUGAUUGGCACCCUCUCAAUGCUGCCAACCAAUCACGUUGUAGCAAGUGUAAUAAGAGGAAGCAGACCAGGAUGUUGGUGCUGGAGAGGCUGUCUCCUGUGUUUGUGCUGCACUUUGUAGAAGGUCUCCCUGACAAUGACCUCAGUAUGUACUCCUUCACCUUCCAGCAGCAGAGAUACUCCGUCACCACCGUCCUACAGUAUGACCAGCAACUCAAGCACUUUGUCACCUGGAUACGCAGACCUGACGGAUCAUGGUUAGAGUUUGACGACCUGAAGCACCCAGACUGUGUCUCCCACACCAAGCUGGUGGUCCCUCCCCGAGAGAUCCAUGUUGUCUUCUGGGAGUUGGAGACAGACGGACCUGACAACCCACAGACACCCUGCUCUUCUCAACCUGAAACGCUGACGAGCACUUCCUUGAUGCAGAAAGAACUGAAGCAACCUCACUUAGCCAAGCUAUUUGUCGUAAAUGAAUCUCUAGACCUUUCUCAGACGGUCUCUGAUGAUGCGGUCACUGAUAUGGACACCACCAUAACUGCUGGCGAUAUAGAUAACAAUAUGGACACAACAUUAACGAAUGACAUGUACUCUCCCGUCACCAUUGGUUCCUCCUCCGUCAUUGUUGAGGCGCUGACGGCGUCUGACGGUACCAACAAAGACACCACGGUAACAGUCGGUAACGUUGGUAACGCGUCCAGCGUUUCUGCCACGCUGCUCGACAACUUCGAAGGCCUCUCCCACGAUGACAUCGUCACCCUGACUCUCUUAGAGGUUAAAAUUGACUCUGAGGGCAGGCCGUUGGACGACAUCACCCCAGCGUCCGAACGAAAUGGACGAGACCUCUGCUUUCUCCCUGCUCCUAGAUCUGAGACCGAGACUCCCCCACUUGCCGAUGAAAUUACCCAAUCUACCCAUGAAAUACCCACUGAAUCUGAAACGCCCCUUGAAACCGAUGAUGAUGAUGAUGAUGAGGAGAUGGAAAGACCAACGUCCCCGGAUACGGCCAGUGAGUUUCUCCCUGACAGCAGUGACGGCCCUUCUGAGCUCGACUCUGAAGAACUCACUCCUAGUCCUCCCAAGGUCAGGAGGGGCAGCAAUAGACGGAAGAUGGCGUCCAACACUCCAGUUGCUGCAGCAGCUAAGGUGGUCACAUCAACAUCAACACCAAGAACAGCUACACCAAUGGCACUUCCUGGAAACUGUGGUGAUAUAAUCCUGCCCUCAGUUGUGUCUAUGAUGUCACCAUCAUAUGUGGAACCCAGCACACCAGCACCAGAGUUCCCUCCCUCUCCCCCGCCCCCGCCCCACCCCAAAACCCCCAAUACCUCCACCUCUCUGCAGAGCAAACCUGGCCUCCCUCCGCCACCGGACCCCAACUCCCACUGGUCGUACCUGCUCAGCCGCCACCCCACCUCUACCUCCACCCCCAGCACGCAGAGACCACCCAGUCAAUUCAACCACGUCAACCACUCAACACCCAACUGGUUACAGCCGCUUUCACAGAGCAGGCAGACCCCCAAGAUGACUCCCCCAAACCCAGACGCCAGGCUGAAGAAGCCUCCGCCUCUCCCCAAACCCAAACUGAGUAAGGAGGACAACGAGGCCCUGCCGGUGAAGGCUGCCGAGAUGUACGGAGGGUUCCAGGUCAGGAGCAGGAACGUAAAUACAAACAUAAACAAUGUCCCCUCCAAGGCUUCACCUCCCACGCAGUUACUCUCUCAAAGAACUGACCCUCAAAAUGGCGUCUGGAAGACACAAAGUCAGCCUGGUGCCCUCGCCUCGCGAAAACCCCCUAUCAACAACAACACUACAGCAACGUAUCCUAUUGUGACCUCACUUCCUCCUUCUCCAGGAGUCACGGAGCUCCUUAAAAUCUCUUCCUCCGGGAAACACAGCCCCGGUGUCCAGGUCUCGAAGGUUCCGGCCGGCCUCAGUGAGACAGAGGCCCUCAGGUACAAGCUUCUGAAAAAGCUGAAAGCCAAGAAGAAGAAACUGGAGAAGCUGAAUCAGAUGUUGGGUUACCAGGGGGGUGCAGGAGGAGGAGAGGAAGUGACCCGCAGACCAGACUGCACCGACCUUCGCUCCCCCUAUACUGUUAGCUCCAGUACCUCCGUCUACGACAGCCCCGCUUACGACGAGUUCUUCGCCGACCUUCUGUCACCCGCGACGACUGCCAGCAACCUAUCACCGGACAGCACGGGCUUCCUGGAGAUGCUGACCACCAAUGGGCAAGAAGGGGGCGGGAACUUGGCAUGUGGGGGGAAUGCGAUUGGUGGAGCCUCGCAGGUGGUGGCCCCUGCGACCUUACAACCGGCCAAUCACGGUGUAGUAAUGCCACUGCCUGGUCUGGAUGGGACAAUCACGACCUCUGGUGAGAACUUCUUGGAGGAGUUGAUAUCGGGGUCUGCCAAUCAGCAGAUGGAGACGGAAGCCCUCAGUGCUUUCGACCUGUUCUUUUAGGCUCGUUAACCACAGGUCUAGGAUCUGCUAACUCUUACAAACCCCUGAGCAUAAACAUCAGGGGGAAAUGCAAAGCUUAGCUCAGAUCAGUGGCUGUGGCUACAUCUCAAAUGGCUCCCUAUAUAGAGCGCCACUUUUUACCAGAGCCUCUGGUCAAUAUUAGAGAUUAAAUGAAAGGAUUCUGUCUAAUUCUUUGAGUAGUGCACUAUAGAAGGAGUAGAGGGCCAUUUUGGACGUUUCUAGGAGAAACUACAUGCUACUACUCCUUUCAGUCGUGAGAAUGUGUGUGUGUGUGUGUGUGUGUGUGUGUGUGUGUGUGUGCUUGGCAUCAAUGGGUUGUUCUGUUAUGGGUAGCAUGUUUUACACAGAGCUGAAUCUAACAGCUAGCCAUUUAACUCUGGUAAGCAGCUAGCCAUUUAACUCUGGUAAGCAGCUAGCCAUUUAACUCUGGUAAGCAGCUAGCCAUUUAACUCUGGUAAGCACUCUGAUAUCCUCAUGUAUUUACUUGUUUACAAAGACCGUUGAAGUUGAAUGGGGUGUAAUGUUAAUUAAUACUCACUGAAGCUUCGUCCAAAAUGCCACCCGAUUCCUUUUUAUAGUGCACUACUUUUCACCAGGUCGUAUGUCUCUAAUUAAAAAUGGAGAGACUGAGGCUUUAACGAAUAUGAAAUAUAGAGCUUGUUUCAGAGUAUUAUUUUAUCCUGUUUUGUGGGGGGAAUGUUCAGAAGAAAUUCGUUUUUUUAUUUUUGCUUGGUUUGCCUUUUUAUUUUCGUUGGUUUGCCUUUUUAUUUUCGUUUGUCUGAAUUACUUAAAAGCCUGAAUUACUUAAGUCUGAACUAGGAUAAAAGCUGGGUUUGUGUUUUCGUGAUGGUUGGAACUCUUGUCUUGUCCAUCAGUUGUUUGAAUGUAUCUUUGUAAUCCAAAGUGACAGAGUUGUAAUAUGUUGUACAGGGUUGGAUACUGUAUGUAAUUCUAAUAAAAUCAAAUGCUUUCUUUACAUGGA